UCUUGUUCAUCAUCAGUAAGUCAUCAAAAGCAAAUUAAACACAACAAUCAAAACCAAAACUUCAAGCUAAACACAUCCUUAAAAAAUGUCUUUGAUUCCAAGCUUCUUUGGUGGUCGUAGGAGCAACACCUUUGACCCAUUUUCACUCGACAUGUUUGAUCCAUUCGAAGGUUUCCCAUUUUCAAACACACUUGCCAAUACCCCAUCAUCUUUUCGUGAAACCUCAGCUUUUGCAAAUGCAAGAAUCGAUUGGAAAGAAACCCCACAAGCUCAUGUCUUCAAAGUAGAUGUACCAGGGAUCAAGAAAGAGGAAGUGAAAGUUGAAGUUGAAGAAGGAGGAGUUUUACAGAUCAGUGGUGAGAGAAGUAAAGAGCAAGAAGAGAAGAAUGAUCAGUGGCAUCGUAUGGAAAGGAGUAGUGGUAAGUUUAUGAGGAGAUUUAGGUUGCCUGAGAAUGUUAAAAUGGAGGGAAUUAAAGCUGCUAUGGAGAAUGGAGUGCUUACUGUUACUGUUCCGAAAGUAGAAGAGAAGAAACCUGAGGUGAAAGCUAUUGAUAUCACUGGUUAAACAAGUGUUUGCUGAGAGUCCUUGUUGCUAAUAAUGUUUGUUUCUUGAAAGUGUUUUGGUUUGUAAGGAAUUUGAGGUUUUAAUCUGAACUAUGUGUCUGUGUAAUUGUGUCUUGCUGUGGAUCUUCUACUAGCAGUUGUAAUGAAUAAUGAUUAAGAGAUUAAUGUUGUGUGUGUUAGUUAA
This is a messenger RNA of Lycium barbarum (goji berry), 748 nucleotides long. RefSeq names its product 17.6 kDa class I heat shock protein 3-like. The coding region runs from base 86 to 565 and encodes 159 amino acids. NCBI's taxonomy places the organism in Eukaryota, Viridiplantae, Streptophyta, Magnoliopsida, Solanales, Solanaceae. The transcript has a single exon. The record is from RefSeq and is a predicted model, not a curated record. Gene Ontology annotation, biological process: protein complex oligomerization; response to hydrogen peroxide; protein folding.